Molecule: messenger RNA, 1221 nt
Organism: Atta colombica
Lineage: Eukaryota; Metazoa; Arthropoda; Insecta; Hymenoptera; Formicidae
Exons: 4
Coding region: 100-963 (287 amino acids)
Biological process (GO): embryonic morphogenesis
Cellular component (GO): tRNA-splicing ligase complex; extracellular matrix
Source: RefSeq, a predicted model, not a curated record
ACGAUGAGCGAUAAAGAUUGAAUUGCGCCGCUUGUAUGAAAUGACCGUCGUGAGAUGACCAUCUAUGAUUUCUUCUUCUGACCUAAGGAAGCGCAGACGAUGUGGAAACUGGACUCGUACGAGCUCACGCAUCCGGAAUCGCUGUCAGAGCAUCAGCUCCGCGAGAUUCUGAAGAACAGUUGCAUUGAGAUCUUUAAGUUUGAAAAACUAUGUAAAAGUGAGUUGCUGGAAAUGUACAAACGAGUUGCAAUGCCUUUACCUCAGCGGCAACAUGGAAAUGCAAAGAAUAUAGAUAUGAUAUCAGAGAAUUCCAUUACAGUUAUAAGUGAUAAUGAUAGGCACAGUUUAGCUGCAGACUUGAACAAAGGAAAUAAGAGGAUAUUUCAAACAUCUCAACCUCAGAUAGAUACAAAACCUCUUCUUAACGAUCAGAAAUCAGUGAGCAAGAAGAUUCGAUUAUGUUCAACGCCAAAAGAAAUUGGGUGUAAUGGAAUUUAUAAACGCAAUUAUGGAGAACAGAGCGAGUUAACAAUCUUGGCUGUAUCAGUGCUUGCGAUAUGCAGAGGCGCGGUCAUACCAUCGUCAGCUUUCCCGGCCAUUCCAGCUGUUUCAGCUGUUCCAACUGGUCCAGCUGUACCAGCCAUUCCAGCUACCUUGGCCGCACAACCGGUUUUUCCAGUUGCUGCAGUUGAUACCACAAAUUACGAUCCUCAUCCUCAAUACAGUUACGCCUAUAAUGUCCAAGAUACAUUGACUGGUGAUGCGAAGAGUCAGCACGAAAGCAGAAAUGGUGACAUCGUUAGCGGCAGUUACAGUUUCAUCGAGGCUGAUGGUACCAGACGAAUCGUCGAGUAUACAGCUGAUCCUGUGAACGGAUUCAACGCUGUGGUCCGUCGAGAACCCCUGGCAGUGGUGAAACCCGUCGUCGAGGUCGCCCCGCCUCCACUUGUUUAUCAGCCCUGAAGGAUGUGAUAAUGAAUGACACAACAGUCCACAGAAAGAACAAUUUUACUAAAGUACAAAUUUAGCUAGAUAAAAAUUUAAAAAUGAUUCCCAACAAGCAGAUAUUACCAUAUUUAUUGUUUUUGUUGUCAAAAUGAUGUCUUGAAUAUCAAAAUGACGUUAAAAUAAUGGCAAGUAAUAUCAACUUGUUUUCCGGAUUGCACAAUCUAAAUAAGCAACAAUUUCAAGCAUGAUGAACAAUGCUGCAAAAAAGUUUUG